Brassica rapa (field mustard) is the source of this 1468-nucleotide messenger RNA. RefSeq names its product transcription factor bHLH150. NCBI's taxonomy places the organism in Eukaryota, Viridiplantae, Streptophyta, Magnoliopsida, Brassicales, Brassicaceae. Gene Ontology annotation, biological process: regulation of DNA-templated transcription. The record is from RefSeq and is a predicted model, not a curated record.
UAAAACUCUACCAUAUAUUCCAUCGCCAAUGUUGUCUUUUUAUAAUUAAAAUUCUACAAAUUCAAUAAUUCCACGUCAUAAUACAAAUUUACGCCGCUCACCAUCAUAAAUAGGUAUGUAAAAGCAUAAAUGUUUUAGUCUCUAUGUAAAAAUAUCUAAUAUCACAAUGACUAUAGAUAUUUUUGUCAGCCGUCAAACAGAUAAAAAUGGUCUUUUUGUUUCUUUGAUUAUGUUUUUCAACCUAGACAAUGUAUUGAAUUUAGUAUAGGAAACUGAUUUUUCAUUCACCAGGUAAAUCAUAAUUGACCAACGUGAAAUUAGAGGUAGAAUGAUUUAAGAAAAAGUAAUCUGAAUCAUGGUAUAUAAUUCGAAAAGGACAAAAGAAAAUGAACAAAUAAAUAUAGAAAAUAAUUGCAUUGAGAAUGGCCUCUCGCAGAUGUUUAUUAUAUAUAGAGAUCCCUUCAACAACUCUGAAUCAUUAUCAAAAUAAGAACGAGCUCGGCUUGUUUCUCCGACGGUUCCAUAAUAUAAAUCUUUCUUUGUUGCUAAAGCCAUAAUAUAAACUUUCUUGAACAAAAGAAAAAAACGUCAAUAACGUUCUUUUGUGGUGUUGUUAGAGUUCUUGUGAAUGUCUGGAACGAAUCCAUCGACGUCGCCGGAGUUAGAAGGAACUGAAACCGUUCCUUUUCGCCGGAGAUUGGUAACGGCUCAAAGAGGUCAAAGAGUUUUCGCUCCAAAGCUACUGGAGGCUCUUCGUAGAUCAAGAAGAAGUUCAGAAGCUCCGGCGAGCCAUAUUAGUCGGAGAUGGGGAGAUACGGAGGCGCAGAAGGUUUAUUCCUUACAGCUCUACGACGCUCUCCAGCGACCGCGGCGGAGCACAACGGUCCGAGACACGGCCGACAAAGUGCUAGCGGCUACAGCUCGUGGUACGACUCGGUGGAGCCGAGCCAUAUUGGUCAGUCGACUCGGGAGGAGUCUGCGGCGACACAAGAAUACAAAGCCGGCGUCGGCGGUCAGGGGAGGUGGAGGUGGGAAGAGGAAGUUGUCGGUGGUGGGAAAUCGGGUCCGAGUGUUGGGUGGUUUGGUGCCAGGUUGCCGGAGAACGGCGUUGCCGGAGCUUUUGGACGAGACGGCUGAUUACAUAGCGGCGUUGGAAAUGCAAGUCCGAGCCAUGACAGCUCUAUCGAAAAUUCUGUCUGAGUUUCAGCCGUCCCAUAAACUUGGCUCUGCCUAAUAGCCGAGUGCAUGAGCCGAUGGUGUGUAAUAGUAUUUGUUUUGAUUAUUUUUCUACGAAUUUAUUAUCCGAAUGCCUCAUUAUUUAUCAAUUGUUUGCCAUUGAAACAAAAGUCAAAAUUAAUUACCAAUUGGACGAAAAUAUUGCUUAUUUUUGUUGUUGUUUUAAGUGUUUUGGUGUUAUUUCAUAAGUUUGAGCGGUAAAUUUAUUCUUGAAAUUUCAAGAUAUGUUUUA